UUGUUCCUCUGGGGGACGACAGCAAGUCAGCAACGCUUCCUGUCCAGCGGUCAGGCCGGGCGCUCGGGCCAAGGCUCGGGCCAUCAAGUCAGGUGGGUGCGUUCUGUGACUUCAGGCACGAACGACGCGCGAGCACGAGCCUCCAGCGCUCUGCUCAUUGACAUAACACAGCAGCGUUCCACAUCGCCUGCGCGGGGCUUGCUCGCGAGCAUUCACGAAUCCCAGCAAGCGGUUGGUUUCAUAACUGCAACACAGCUGGUAUAAGAGACCGCGGGGUUGCACUAAUUGGCAUUUAAAUAUAUAUACAACAGCAACUGGCUCCAAUGACAUGACGCAGUGGAGCUCCUAGUGCGUGGCCAGACUGUUUUGUGGUCAGCAAGCUGCUCCAGGCGCAGCUCCUCAUUGCCAGAGAGGCUGCCCUUUAGAGCUUGUGCAUUGUGCCUGCCCGAUGGAGCCCGGGAACGCGGACUUGCCAUAUUUCCUGGACUCCAUCGUGGCCGAUUUUCUGCGCCUGCUGCAUGCUGUCGACACGUUCCCGCGGGGUGGGCUCUACUCGGGCUAUUACGCCAUUCAGGCAGCGCAGCGCUAUGAGCGCUACUGGACCGCGGUGUUAAGGGUUCAGCCCAUGGGCAAGGGCAGUGCGGCAAUCCUGCCUCCGCUGGAUGUGGCGUACGCAUGGCUGGUUCACCGGCAGGACCCGGCCGGCUACAAGUCCGCCAUGACGGCCCUCGGCGUGGCCAAGCCGCACCCCGCCAGUGCGGAACAGGCUUUUGGGUUCUCAAUCGACUGCGCGGACCGGACGGAGUGGAAGAAGGUGGCGGGGGAACACCCACAAUGGCCGCCGCCGGCCCCGGGCUCCAGCUAUGGUGUAGAGAGCGAGUGUCGGACAUGCACCAGCAGUUUCCGCAACGCCGCCGUGGACCUGGCCAACGCCAUGGUCCACUUUUCGCGGCUGCUGCACACCUGGAUGCGGCCGCACUUCCUGGACAGCGCCUUCCUGCAGCGCGCGUGGGGCAGGUUCUCCAAGUUCCUGCGCCUGCACAUAGCGUACCCGCAAGAGGUGCUGGUGCCGGCGGCGGACAUCGCACUCAUCUGGCACACCUACCUCGGCCUGAGCGACAAGUACGCGGAGAUGUGGGUGCUGAUGUUCAAACGCCUGCAAAAGGACAGCCCGCUGCAGCAGCUGCCGGCGGAGCUGUGGCGGCCCGACUACCUAGCCCUGUCGCCCGACAUGCGAGCUGAAGCGUACGGCAGAACCGCGGUGCUGUACCAGCAGAUGUACGGCGAGCCGUACAACGACCCGGAUACGGCGUGGAUUGCGCCCGAGGUGCCGUACCCGCUGGCGGCACCGUACAGCCCAAUUGCGCCGCUGCUGCAGGCGUUGGAGGACGCCCCGAAGCCGAGUGCGCACUACCUGGGCACAGAGCGGGCAGAGACGUUGUUUGGCAAGGGCCAGUCCUGGGCCAGCGCAAAGGUGCCGCGCGCCGGUGCACACGCGCUCUACCUCGCCUGGCUCAUGUCGAGCCGCGCCGAGCACUACUAUGACAACGCGGGGUACCAGCGGUGCUGCCUGCCGAGGAAGAUUGUGCACACCAAGGCUUUGUCCCAUGUCCCCACGGCCGUCGCGGCGGUGGUGUCGUGCGCCUACUUCCUGGACCUGCCCGCAACAUCCAAGCACCCCUACCUCCGGUGCAUCAACGUCAGUAACAGGCAGUGGAAGCCGCCGUACAGCGCGACGGCGGCGGCGGCCAGCAGUAGUUUCGCCGCCGGGCAGCAGCCGCCACAGCCGCCACCGCCGUCGCCACAGUCGUCGCAGGCGCUGCAGCAGCAGCCCAUUGCCGGCGGCGGCUUCUCGCCGACCGAUGUGGAGCUGCUCCUGCGACCCAGCAGCCAGGAACACCUGCUGAUCGGGCUGAAUCAGCUGCUGCAACUGGAUGGCGGCGGCGGCAGCAGCAGUGGCGGCAAAGGUGGCGGCAACGGUGGCGGCGGCAAAGAUGGCGGCGGCGGAUCAGGUGCAGCAGGGGCCCGGGGCAGUGUGGCGCUGCUGUGGAGCAUCCUAGGCGACAAGGCCGCCGCGUAUCUCGCGCAGCUGCUGUUCAAGGGUGCCUGGCAGAGGGCGAUUGCCACCAGUGUGGGGCACAUGCAGCGGGAGUAUGCGCACAAGAAGUUCAACGCACGUGACCGUGACUGCGUGCACUACUACGGCACAACUGACUACUACCACGCAGGCAUGCUGUACUACAUGUAUGGGGCGGAUGGCUACGCCUUCGAUGACCCGCGGCGCAAUCAGUUCGAUGGAUCCAUUAUGGCCGUGGGCGGCGGUGAUGGCGGCGGCGGCGGCGGCGGUGGCGGUUGGGGUGGCGGCUGGGGCGGCGGUGGGGGAGGCGAUGGCGGCGGUGGCAGUGGCUGCGGCGGUGGUGGAGGUGGUGGUGGCUGCGGUGGUGGCUGCGGCGGUGGUGGCUGAGGAGGUGGCGAUGGCGGCGGCCAUGUAAACCGGCUUACUGUGGCUGGCGGAAUGUGCGUGGGUUGCUGCAUGCGAGUCCCCAUGUUGCAAGCAGGGGAGAAGGUUGCAUGCAAGCAUGCACGCUAAACGCGUUACGUACAAAGUGAUGCAAAGGAUGCAUUCGAAUGAGCGAAUGCAGGAAUGAAAGAAUACGUUACAGAACAAUUCGCGCUGUUGUUGAGGCGAAUGUGGCAACCCUCAAACAUGGCGAUGGGCUAUGGGCUGCUGCUGUGUGUGUGCUCGCAAGCAUCUAGCAUGUACGAUACGGCAUGCCUGGAGGGGUAGAUGGAUGAAUUGGCGGAGUUCGGUCUGAUGGUUGGGUGGUACGGUGGACUCGCCCCGCCCACGAAGGGUGCAGAUCUCCCAGAUUCUUACUUACUCCUGACGAAGCCGGGCUAUAGAUAGAUGGUGUGUAGAACCGAGAACACUGCUUGGCUUCGCAAGGUAGCCGGGAAGGUGUGUGAGAUCACUAUAAUGAGGGUGUCUGUGGGACUGUCUGUGGUUGCCGUCAUGUAUGCUGCCGUGGCACUGCCCGCCGCUGGAGUCAAUGCAAUCUGGUGCGCAGUGGCUCUUGCUGGCCAAGCGGAUCUCUCUCACGACAGUUGCAACCCCCGCAUGCUGCCUUCUUGCAGCAACAUAGCAACUUGCAACACUGCGAGUAGAACCUCGAACCG
This is a messenger RNA of Chlamydomonas reinhardtii, 3177 nucleotides long. RefSeq lists its product as uncharacterized. Lineage: Eukaryota; Viridiplantae; Chlorophyta; Chlorophyceae; Chlamydomonadales; Chlamydomonadaceae. The record is from RefSeq and is a predicted model, not a curated record. The transcript has 13 exons. Bases 449 to 2464 code for a protein of 671 amino acids.